Mya arenaria is the source of this 5377-nucleotide messenger RNA. RefSeq names its product ras-related protein Rab-4B. The transcript is spliced from 8 exons. Gene Ontology annotation, molecular function: GTP binding; GTPase activity. Bases 90 to 725 code for a protein of 211 amino acids. The record is from RefSeq and is a predicted model, not a curated record. Lineage: Eukaryota; Metazoa; Mollusca; Bivalvia; Myida; Myidae. Gene Ontology annotation, biological process: regulation of endocytosis; Rab protein signal transduction. Gene Ontology annotation, cellular component: endosome.
UGACCUUGACCUCACACAAAUAUUUCGAUGACAAACAGGAAGUGAGAAAAUAUCAUAAACAUAGGCUGCAAUUAUUUUGUCUAGCCAAAAUGUCAGAAACUUAUGACUUCCUGUUCAAGUUCCUGGUGAUAGGAAGUGCAGGGGCAGGAAAGUCAUGUAUUCUUCACCAGUUUAUAGAAAACAAAUUCAAACAGGAUUCCAACCACACAAUAGGGGUGGAAUUUGGCAGUAAGGUUGUGAAUGUUGGAGGAAAGUCGGUGAAACUACAGAUCUGGGAUACAGCUGGACAAGAAAGAUUCAGAUCUGUAACCCGAAGUUAUUACCGAGGAGCUGCAGGUGCCUUGCUUGUAUAUGACAUCACAAGCCGUGAGACAUACAACGCCCUAACCAACUGGCUGACAGACGCCCGUACCCUGGCCAGUCCCAACAUUGUGAUCACCCUAGUGGGAAAUAAAAAAGACCUAGAGGCAGAGCGAGAAGUAACAUUCCUCGAAGCCAGCAGGUUUGCACAGGAAAAUGAGCUGAUGUUUUUGGAAACAAGUGCUUUAACUGGGGAGAAUGUCGAGGAGACCUUUCUCAAAUGUGCUCGACAAAUCCUCACUAAAAUAGAGUCGGGUGAACUGGAUCCGGAACGGAUGGGCUCCGGGAUCCAAUAUGGGGACACAUCCGUACGACGCCAACAACGACCCCCAACAACGUCGUCGAGACCCGAAUGCUCUUGCUAGCUUUUCUCUCUUUUCUGCUUCUACUGGUGGAAGAAUUGGACAAUGUGAGUUGGACCCAGAGCGUAUGGGUUCGGGCAUACAGUAUGGCGAUGGCUCCCUGCGCAGAAUGAAGAAAACCGAAACUAAAUCUCGGCCAGAUUGUGCCUGCUAGCAUCAAGCAACAUCUCUCUGAGUAUCAGUGAUCAUGACUCAAACUUUUGUACAAUAAUCUCAAUGUGUUUUGUGAGUGUGAACUUGAACAAGUUACAUUUAGUUGAUGUAAAUCAUUAUGCCCCAAUUUCUCAAAACAUCUUAAGCUUAACAGGUUUAAGUAUAAUUUUUCAUUAUGCCAAACUCCUCAAACUUGCUUUAACUGGAUUUUAUCAACCAAAAUACAGUUUAUCAUGCUUAUUUUUAAGUUCCUUUUAAUAUCUCCAACUUUAUAAGGAGAAAAAAUACUCAAUUUUUGCCAAAACACAAAUUGUGAGCUUAGCUUGAUCCUGUUAUAUUGGGCUUAACCAAUUUCGAGAAAUGGGGGUCUUUUUGAUAAAUCUCAAUGCAUUAUGUAUGUUAGAACUUCAAACAGUUAUAUUUAGUUGAUGUAAAUUAUGAUCCAGUGUGACCCUUGAACUUGUGGGCCAAAAUGUAAUGUUGUCUCGAAUUUUUCAGCACAGUUUGAAAACAAAAGACUUGUCUUUAUUCAUGAUUUCAACAAUUUGUUGCAAUAGUGUUUCAUUUAUGAAUCAUUAUAUUUGAGUCUAUCAGUCUUUCAAGUGCAUAUAUGUGAACAUGUACCUCGCAUUAUAUAUUUCUUGUUUGUCAAUUUUUCAAAGAAAAAGUUGAGUUAUUGUGAAAGCCUUCGUGUCGUAGGCAUAUAAAACCUUUAAACUUGGUCAUGAUGCUCAAACUGUAAGAUAUUUAACUCAAAGUUGGUACACAUGUUGCCAGAGACAAUAUGAACAUGUAUAGUAAGGCUUAUAACUCUGGCUUAAUAAUUAUUGAGUGAUUCCCCUUUUGGACUGAAACCCGACAGACAAGCGUUGAUGUUUGCUUUGCGGCACUCUUGUUAAGCAAUUGGGACCACAAGACAUUGUUAAGGAAUAAACAUGAUCAGACUAGACACCAGAUGAUACAAUUUCUAAAAAAAAAGAAAAUUGUCAAAAACUUACAUAAAAUUGGCAUCAUUGUGUACAACGCAGUGAAUCUUACUUGCUGAUGUAUCACAUCACUUAAGACUCUUAAGAUUCUUAGCCUCCUACGAGCUGGCAUUGACAAUUAUAGGCCUAACUUGAGGAGAACCUGUAUAUGCCAAUUUUGGACCAUCUGGUGUCUUCUCCCUUAAACUAAUUUCCUGUAAAGACCACAUCUUUGACCAUAUUUUCCUUAAUUUGCAUACUUCCAAGUACAUCUGACAAUAAGACAGAUGAAAAGUGAGAUAAGGAGUUUAUUAAUUAAGUGGAUUUAUUAUUACCGGUUCUCAGAAAAUAUGCAGUAUACAAAUAAGCUAAUAUUUUGAUAUUUAGUACCUGGUACCUUUUUGCUACUUACUGGCUUGCAAUGUGAUUUAUAUAUAUCAUAAUUCAGGCAUUUUGAGAGUAUUAUAGAUCUGACAUACAUGUAUUACCGGGUAAACUCAGAGUUGAUGCUGUGUUGAUAAAUUGAUAUCAUAUAUCCCCAUUUGUUUUCAAAAAUUAUUUAUCAUGUAAAAAAAAAAAAUGAAUAUCAUCCUAAACUAUGAUGUACAUGUAGAUGGUGUUAUUUGCAUGAAAAGUGUUUUUCUCUUUAUCUUCUAUAUUUAAAAAUGAACACAAUCAUUACAUUGUAUAUGAAGUUUCCACUGUUAGAUGCACAAGUUUUAUGCUUAUACUUGUGGAACACUUUGUGAGGCCCUGAUAAAAAUCUUACUUAAGUGCAUGAUCUUACUAAGGUAAGAUCUGACUCCGAGCUAUUGAAAUCUGUAUUGUAAGUGAUCUGAAUUUCCAAAAUUUCCAGCCACUAAGAAGUUAUGUAAAACUAACAGUAUGUGUUCAUUAAGUUAAUUCCCUAUCUAAUCUCAGAAACAAUUCAGAAAUCCCAGUUAAAUGACUAUUAAAUUCAUCUUUAUUGUGGAUACAAAGCUAUUUUAAGUAGGCAUCUGAUUGGCUGACAGAAAGUGUUCCAGAAGAUGACCUCUUAAGGGUGAACCUAAGUUCUUGAUGGCAAUGCGUGUAAAGUGAUACGAUCUUAAUAACAUUGCCCUGAUACAAUCUAUAUUUGUAGAUUAAAUUGAUUGAAAGUCAUAUGCAAUAAGUUGUCAAGUGAUUGAUAAACUAUAUCCGGAUAAAUAAACUUUUGAGGGCCUCAAAUAUUUCUAUCAGUGAUAAGUGAAUUAUACAGCUUAUUCAAGACAAUGUGCUAAUUCCUUGUAAAUAUAGGGAUAUUUGCUAUUAAAAUUAAGGCUUCACCCAUUAUUUUUUUAUUUAGAUACAUAACAUUAAUGUCAAGAAUCCAAUUCUUAAUUCCAUAUUGUUCUUUUAAUACUCAUUUUGAUAUUUGAGGAUGCUAUAAUGAAAUUCAAGCAGAUGUUAAUCAUUUUUAAAAUCAUUUAGCCACACAGCUUGGAUAAAUUUAAGUGUUUAGUAUGCAAAGCUUAUGUAAUUGUUUAAAUUGUGUUUUAUUUGUAUUUAAUGUAUUUUGUUGGUUUAUUAAAUCCAUAGUAAAAAUCAAACAAAACAAAAUGCAAAUGCAUACAAUCAUGAUGUGAAGAAUUUAAGAAGUUUUUUUCAUAAACUGUUUCUAAGAACAUUCCAUUCACGUUGUUUAUUUCAGGUUAAAUUAAUCCAAACUUGUGCCACUUGUUCAGCAGCUGAUUAUAUAAAACUGGUUAUGCUUUGGUUUGUUUAAAGUUAUCAGUAUGUUAUCCAAUAAAUACCAGUUACCAAUCAAAUCGUUUUAAUGAGCCAACUAGCCAAAAGUUAACCUGUAGACAACCUUAAUCAAUGUUUUAUACAAUUGGCUGCAGGAACUUUGUUAAAGUUUACAACGCUCUUAACCGCAUUUUUGUGAAAAUUUAGAAGUAAAAUAUUUUUUGGUAUUGAAGGGCUCAUAUAUUUAAAUUAUACAAAACUCCGUUGAAACAGUUCUCCAACUAUUUGUAAGAAGUGUUACAAUUGUGUGUCCAGUGUAGGAAAGAUUUGAAAGUUAUUUACAGUGACCAUAGUCUACAUUAACAAAACACUGAUCAUUCGGCCCAAGUCUGUCAAUUAUUCAAUAAUGGGCUGAUUGUGUCAGAACAGUGUUAAAGUUAACAACAUUGUAAACUUGAUCGUUGUUAACUUGUAGUGCUUUAUUGCUCUAAAAUGUUCAUGAACACACAUUCGAUCUGUGUUACUUUUCACAAAUAUUAAAACCUCUGAUUCAGCUAUGAUUGUUCUAUCGUAAUAUAUAUCAGCACAUAAUAAAAUAUUUCACCUUUAAAAAAUAACAAUGAUGCUGUUAACAAUGUUGUUAACUUUAAUAGAGUUCUGGACAAUCAGCCCAUGGUCAAUCACAUGAACACAAACUUAUGUAAUAUCAAAAUUGUCAAACCCCAUUCAGCUUGCAUUUCGUACAAUUUAUAUAUUAAAACGUUGUUUGUUCAUAUAUAUGAUUUAAUGGUGUUCAUUUUUUUCCAUGUUUCCCAUGUAAAUAUUGUAGAUAAUAAGUUGUACAGACAUAUCAUUUCUCGCCAUUUGAAUUACAUGUAGUCCUUCUAUACUGACAAGCCAUUUUGUUGGUUCUGUGUGUAUGUGUUAUAUUAUGAAUUCAAGAAUAGCAUUUGUUUAGAUUGGGGCAUUUUUGUUGCAUUUUUUAAUGAAUAUUCCUUUUGCUAAUUGGAUAAAAUCUACAUAUUGUGUAUAUGUAGAAGUGUCCGGUUUAAUCUCCAAGUUAUAAGCCUAAAAAAAGUAAAGACUGACAUGCUUUAAAAACUGCUAGAAAUGUGGUUCUUCCUUUAAUCCUGAAAAUGGCAAAAGGGAAAUUUUUACUCCAUCCAUAGUUACACAUGUUAUGAUAAAACGGGUCCCUGAAUAAUGUUUUUCAAGGUCCUUUUCUGAAUUUUUUUCAAGGUACUUUUAUGCUAUAUUACACUGAAUUCUUGAAUACUAUCUUCCAGAAAUGUGUUAAGGCACUGUUGUUGAAGCAAUUGUGAAGCUCAUCUUCUUUUAUUAAAAGAAACGAGGUAUUGUCAAUGCGUUCAUGUUGUCAUCGUCGUUGGCGUCAUUGUAAACAAAAUUAUCCUUGGCUAUAACCAGAAAAUCUUUUGAGAUACUCAAAUCAAACUUGGUACACAUGUUGCCAGACACAACACACACAUUUGAGGCAAGGCCUAUAACUCUGCCUUUAAUAAUUGCCAAGCUGACUGAAAAAAAACCAGACAAGUGUUGGUGUUUGCUCACAAUGCUUUUUUUCAGCUUCCUCCACAUCGUACAUGUAUUUGUUUAUUGAUUAUGUUUUGAUAUAACAUGUCAAAAUAAGUGCUGGUAAGAAAUUGAAUUGAAUGUUUUCUGUGUAUGUGUGUAGGUAUGGAUUUCGUUAUGUUCAAAUUAUAUUUGUGAAUUGUUGUUAAGAUUUUGUUGAUAAGUAUGUUGUAUUAUUUGAAUGUUUAUUUAUGCAGUACAUGACUAUUCCUUUGACUAUUAAAAAGAUUGUAUGCA